AUGUCUCAAUUAAUUAGAUAUGGUAGUAAGGUGAAGCCUGCAACACACACUUUGAUAUUUAUGCACGGUCUAGGCGACACAGGCGAGGGUUGGGGUUUCUUAGCAACCCAAUUACGUGAGAUGCCUGAAUUCCAAUCUAUGGAUUUUGUGUUUCCAACGGCACCUAUAACACCUAUCACUGCAAACGGUGGUGUUCCAAUGACUGGUUGGUUUGACCUUCUGGAAUGGGAUCCUGAAAUGAAGAAAUUUGAUGUUGCUGGGUUCCAAAAGACUCUGCUCACGUUGGUACCUAAAUACAUCCAAAAGGAGCUGAACAACGGUAUUCCUGCGAGUAACAUCAUACUUGGUGGGUUUUCACAAGGUGCUGCCAUUGCAUUAGGGGCGGCUGCAUGUCUUUCCAAAAAGAUAGGUGGGUUCAUCUCGUUGUCUGGUUUCGUUUCCCCAGCAGAGAAAGAAUUAUGGGACAAACUACCAUCAAACGAUCUGAACAAAACAACACCCAUAUUCCACGGGCACGGUGAGUCUGACCCUGUUGUAUCUUUGAAGAAAGGCCAAGAGGCCAGGGAUUUUAUGGUAAAUCGUCUUGGGUUCCAAAACUACGAGCUACACACUUACAAGGGACUGGAGCAUUCUAUGUCACCAAACGAGUUGACGGAUUUGGUUCAGUUCAUCAAGCGACUGUUUCAGCUGUGA
Messenger RNA from Huiozyma naganishii CBS 8797, 693 nucleotides. RefSeq names its product palmitoyl-(protein) hydrolase (gene TML25). Gene Ontology annotation, molecular function: palmitoyl-(protein) hydrolase activity; carboxylic ester hydrolase activity. Gene Ontology annotation, cellular component: cytoplasm. The coding region runs from base 1 to 693 and encodes 230 amino acids. The record is from RefSeq and is a predicted model, not a curated record. Gene Ontology annotation, biological process: protein depalmitoylation. NCBI's taxonomy places the organism in Eukaryota, Fungi, Ascomycota, Saccharomycetes, Saccharomycetales, Saccharomycetaceae. The transcript has a single exon.